AUGGCUACAAUUGACUUUAAAUCGUAUGAUGAUGCUGACGACAUCACUGCUGAACCUGUAAGAAACGUCAAUGUGCUGAUCGUUGGUUUAACGGGAUCUGGUAAAAGCUCCAUUAUCAAAAGUGUGUGCUCAUCAGAACAUAGAGAUAAUGUGCUGACAAAAAUGUCAAUCAAAUCGGUUACACGAAAUAUUCAGUUUUACGAAGGUAACGAAAUAAAAAAUCCAAAGGAGCCAAGAGACCGAUAUGUGGUGAAUCUAUUCGAUACAGUCGGUUUAGGUGAUAAUAACAUUAGUGUCGGAAGUAUAUUGAAAGAAAUCGUUGAGUGUAUGCCGCGAAAUAUGGCUCAAAUUCAUAAAGUUGUGUUUUGCUUCAAAAUGGAUCGUUUGCGAAUGAAGAUGAGUGAGGAUCUUAAUAUCCUCUACAACUUCUUUCGAUUGAUGGGUGCUAAACCGGAAAACUUUGCUAUUUGUUUAACAUUUUGUGAUUUUCUGAACCAUGAGUCUAUCGGAUCGUUUUGGAGUGAGCUUCAGAGCAAAAGUGAUUUAGAAAUGGUCAAAGAAGUGUCAACAGUUAUAUUCACUACAUUUCCCAAUCUCGACGAAUGCGACAUUGAUAACCGGUUAGUUGAGUACAUACAAGAUAAAAUGCGUGCAAGCCGACGUCGAAUUUUUGAGCAUGUCAUCGCAAAAACGGUCAAACCAUUUUAUCCUUAUGAUCAUAUCCUUAAAAUGCCCGAAGUUGAUUUCAAUAGCUUAUGUAGCUUACUUGGAACGUAUCGUACGUCAAGACAUUGGUGGUGGACUGUGUUUCAAAAUACAGAUCAAAAUCAAAUCAUUGAGCAACUGAAGAAGCUGCGCCAGUCCCCUAAAAUUGAAAGCAAAAACGACGAAGUCGAGAAAAAAUAA
Messenger RNA from Adineta ricciae, 906 nucleotides. The record is from the annotation of a GenBank genome assembly. NCBI's taxonomy places the organism in Eukaryota, Metazoa, Rotifera, Eurotatoria, Adinetida, Adinetidae.